AUAAAAAAGAAAAAAAAAAAAAAACCUAUUUUCAAUAAAUAUGUAACAGGGCAUGUUUCUGUACCGUGCCUCGUCUCUCCAAGACUCCAAUCCUAGUAACAGAGAAACCUACGUUUCAUCAAAACCAAAACCCACCCCCCAAAGCUGGAUUCAACUCAAUCCAAUUCUGAUGAGCGCAUCAAUGACAAGCAGCGUCGACAGAGCAAAAGCAGACUCAUUGAAAUCGUUCAAGAGAUGGGGAAGGAGGCACCCCUUCAUCCGUUACGGGCUUCCGAUGAUCUCCCUGACCGUGUUCGGCGCCGUCGGCCUCGCACACCUCAUCCAAGGAAGCAAAGACAUCGCCAAGUUCAAAGACGACCAGGAAUGGGAGAUCAUCGAGACCCGCAAAGCUCUCUCCCGCACUGGCCCUGUCAACGCCUAUAAACCCAAGAACAUCUCACUCGAUGAGGAGCUCAAGGCAUUGCAGGAGAAGGUGGACAUUAACAACUACGAUUACAAGAGGAUUCCGCGACCAAGUGAAGAUAAGUCGCACUAGUUUUAGUUGUGUUGGGGUUUAUGUAACAGUUAUGCAUGGAGUUUAUGCAAAUGUAAGAGAUUUUGA
Fragaria vesca subsp. vesca is the source of this 601-nucleotide messenger RNA. RefSeq lists its product as uncharacterized. The transcript has 2 exons. Lineage: Eukaryota; Viridiplantae; Streptophyta; Magnoliopsida; Rosales; Rosaceae. Gene Ontology annotation, cellular component: mitochondrial membrane. The record is from RefSeq and is a predicted model, not a curated record. Bases 53 to 535 code for a protein of 160 amino acids.